AUGGCGGUCACAAGUUCAACUCACAGGGUGAAUUUCGGAGAGCCUAGGAACUUUGUUACCACGUUCAAGUCUAAAUGCAAAGAGACCCUUUUCCCAGAUGAUCCUUUUGCGGAGUUUAAAGAUGAAAAGCCAAGUCUCAGAGCUAGAAAAGCUGUACAGUAUUUCAUUCCAAUCCUGCAAUGGAUUUCUACGUAUAAUUUCAAAAUGUUCAGAUAUGACGUCCUCGCCGGCAUUACUAUUACCAGCCUUGCUAUCCCUCAGGGCAUCAGCUAUGCGAAACUUGCCAACAUUCCUCCGAUCAUCGGCCUUUAUUCGAGCUUUGUUCCACCCCUUAUAUACGCCAUUUUCGGGAGCUCAAAGCAUAUAGCAGUGGGGACGGUGGCAGCAAGCUCGCUGCUGUUAGCCGAAACAAUCGGAGAAAAGGUAUCAGCUAACGAUGAUCCUGACUUGUACCUUCACUUGGUUUUCACGGCAACCUUCUUCACCGGCAUUAUGGAGACAGCUCUAGGUUUUCUAAGGCUUGGGAUCUUGGUAGAUUUCUUAUCGCAUUCCACCAUCACAGGCUUCAUGGGAGGCACUGCCAUAAUAAUUUGCUUGCAGCAAUUGAAAGGCCUCCUUGGCAUGAAAACUUUUACUCAGAAGACCGAUGUGAUUAGUGUCUUGCAUGCAGUCUUCAAAUACAAACACGAGUGGAAGUGGGAGUGCGUAGUUGUAGGUGUAAUCUUCUUGGCUUUCCUGCAAUUCACAAGGUUCCUGAGGCAAAGAAAGCCAAAAUUAUUCUGGGUAUCAGCAAUCGCUCCUAUUAUCACUGUCAUAGUUGGCUGCCUUUUUGCUUAUUUGGCUAAGGCAGAGAGAUUUGGAAUCCAAAUUGUGGGUCAUUUGAAAAAAGGGUUGAAUCCCCCUUCCCUUCACUUGCUAAACUUUGACUCUGAGUAUUUACCCAUUACAUUGAAAGCUGGGAUCAUUACAGGAUUUGUGUCAAUGGCGGAAGGAAUAGCAAUAGGAAGAAGCUUUGCAAUUAUGAAAAACGAGCAGGUUGAUGGGAACAAGGAGAUGUUGGCUUUCGGUCUCAUGAACAUCAUUGGCUCUUUCACUUCAUGCUACUUAACGACUGGACCAUUUUCGAAGACAGCAGUGAAUUUCAAUUCAGGCUGUAAGACUGCAAUGUCAAACAUUAUAAUGGCAUUAUGCAUGAUGCUUGUUCUUCUGUUCUUGGCUCCUGUCUUUAGCUAUACUCCUCUUGUUGCUCUAUCCUCCAUUAUCAUGUCUGCAAUGCUGGGACUUAUCAACUAUGAUGAAGCUAUCCACCUUUUCAAAGUUGACAAGUUAGAUUUCUGCAUUUGCAUGGUUUGCUUCUUUGGUGUCACUUUUAUAAGCAUGGAUGUUGGCCUCAUGUUAUCGGUCGGCCUUGCUCUUGUCAGGGCACUUUUAUAUGUGGCUAGGCCAGCUGCCUGCAAACUUGGAAAAAUUCCAGGCUCGGAACUUUACAGAGAUAUUGAGCAGUAUCCUGGUUCAGUAUUGCUUCCAGGGGUCCUAAUUCUUCAACUGGGUUCCCCUAUUUACUUUGCGAACUGCAAUUACUUAAGAGAGAGGAUUUUGAGGUGGGUUAGAGAGGAAGAGAGGUUUUCAGAUUCGGGAUCAAAUACCGUUGAGCAUGUGUUACUAGAUUUAUCAGGAGUUUCAUCCAUAGACAUGACAGGCAUUUCAUCCCUCUCAGAAAUAAACAGAAUUCUUGAGGCAAAGGGCAUCAAGAUUUCACUCAUAAAUCCAAGGAUUGAUGUAAUGGAAAAAAUGAUAUUGUCCAAGUUCACUGAGAUCAUGGGGAGAGAACGUUUUUUCUUGUCAAUUGAAGAUGCAGUUGAGGCAUGCCGGUUUUCACUUCAAAAAGAUAAGAAACUGGAUCAAUCUGCCAUUGCUUUAAGGGUCAGUGCUGGUGAUGAAUAAUUGGAUCAGGCGCUGCCCAUUGCUUCGGAAUCAGAGGUCCAACUUGAUAGGUUAAUGUAAAAUGUUUCUUGUAUCAAGUAAUACAAAUACUAGAGUUGCUUUUAGUUUCAACAACCAGCGUUGUCGAUGGCUUUGCAACUCUGUUUGAUGCAGAAUUGCAGAUACCUAGCAUUGUUGGUGUUUUGUGAUCUCUAAUCUAAUCAAUACAGCAGGGUCUAUUGGCCCUAAGGGUGGGUUGUUAUACA
Mangifera indica (mango) is the source of this 2189-nucleotide messenger RNA. RefSeq names its product probable sulfate transporter 3.5. Gene Ontology annotation, biological process: transmembrane transport. Lineage: Eukaryota; Viridiplantae; Streptophyta; Magnoliopsida; Sapindales; Anacardiaceae. The transcript has 12 exons. The record is from RefSeq and is a predicted model, not a curated record. Bases 1 to 1944 code for a protein of 647 amino acids. Gene Ontology annotation, molecular function: secondary active sulfate transmembrane transporter activity. Gene Ontology annotation, cellular component: membrane.